Apiotrichum porosum is the source of this 2064-nucleotide messenger RNA. RefSeq lists its product as uncharacterized. Bases 1 to 2064 code for a protein of 687 amino acids. The record is from RefSeq and is a predicted model, not a curated record. Lineage: Eukaryota; Fungi; Basidiomycota; Tremellomycetes; Trichosporonales; Trichosporonaceae. The transcript has 4 exons. Gene Ontology annotation, biological process: carbohydrate metabolic process.
AUGACUGCACCACCACCACCACCACCACCACCUGAACAGCAAGACAAGAUGCGUCAAGCCGACAACUCUGGCAUCGUCACCGGAUCCAAGCCCGCGACUGUGAGCAAGCAGUAUCCGCAGUCGACGUUCAACGAGACCAAGGUCGACCGCGAUUCCUUCUACGGGGCUAUCCGCACCAUCUUCGCCGACAGCGUCCUCAAGACCCAGCUCGAGCAGCUCCGCAAGCAGGGCAGCUACGAGGCGUUCAAGCUCCAAUGGCACCCUUCCUACGACGUGAGGCCCCUCCAGGGUGCCAAGGCUCGUAACGAUGGUAUCCCCCCGUCCUUGUUCUGGGAGUCGGACGUCGGCAAGUGGGUCGAGGCCGCAUGUUACUUCCUCAUGUCUGGCGAGGCGAGCUCGCACAAGGCCGAGUUUGACGCCGCCAUCACCGAGCUGGUCAACAUGAUCGAGAGCGCUCAGCAGCCCGACGGCUACCUCAACAUCUACUUUACCGUUGUCGACCCGGCCGGCCGCCUCAAGAACUUGCGCGACAUGCACGAAAUGUACAACGCAGGCCACCUUCUCGAGGCUGCUUUGGCGCACUACCAGUACACCGGCUCGCGCCAGUUCCUCGACGUCAUGAUCCGCAACGUCGAGUUCUUCAUGAAGGAAGUGGGUCCUAACGAGGGCCAGAUCCACGGAUACCCCGGUCACCCCGAGCUCGAGCUGGCCUUGUUCCGCCUGUACGCCGUGACCCGCGACCAGCGUCACCUCGAGUAUGUGCGGUACCUGCUCAACGAGCGUGGUGUCUCGCGCCCCGAGUACGACAACUUCUACCACCACGAGGCAAAGCUGCGCGACGACAUCCUCAACAACAAGGUCGAGUACCAGCAGGCGCACAAGCCGAUUGUGGACCAGGAGAACAUCCUCGGCCACAGUGUGCGCGCGUUCUACCUCCUCGUCGCUGCUGCCGACGCUGGUGGCCAGCUCCAGGUGGCUGCGCGUCGACUCUUCGACCAGGCCGUUAGGGGCAAGAUGUAUGUCACCGGCGGCUUCGGGUCCGAGCCAAGCUUUGAGGGCUUCCACGAGUACGAGCACGUUCUGCCCCAGUCCACGGCCGAGGGAGGUUGCUACGCCGAGACCUGUGCCAGUAUCGCCGCCAUGAUGACCGCCGAGCGCUUCCUCGCCGACAAGCUCGAUGGCAGCGUGCGCGACACGCUCGAGCUCGCGUUCCUCAACGCUGCGCUGGGAGGCGCGUCGCUCGAUGCCAAGGCAUUCUCGUAUGCCAACAAGAUGGCCACAUGCUGUGACGAGACUGCGUUCCGCAAGGAGUGGUUCGAGGUGUGCUGCUGCCCGCCCAACCUCUCCCGCACCCUCGGUCUGUUGGGAGGAUACACCUGGUCUGCCAACGUGGAUGCCGACAACAAGAGCAUUUCGCUCAACGUCCUCCUCCUCCUGUCUGCCACCCGCACCAUCCCCCUCGGCGACGGCGUCACUGCCACAGUGACGAUGAAGUCGGGCAUGCCGUUCCAGGGCCACACCACGUUCGAGUUUGCCGCGCCAGAGGGUUGGUCAUGGGACCUGCACCUCCCAUCGCCAGGCUACGCGACCGACGUCACCGUGUCUGUCCCCACCACCGCCGACAACGGCUUCCUCGCCGCCACCCUCCCGGCCACCGCCUCCGUCUCGCUCGACUUCAACCUCCCCGUCCGCAUCCUCGCCUCCAACCCGGCCGCACAUGACCUCCUCACCGUCACCCGCGGUCCGAUCGUGUACGUUGCCGAGAGCGUCGACAAUGUGGCCCUCGACGAGCGCUUCCCGCACUUUGAGGGUGUGGGCCUCACCACCACGGCGACGUUUACCGAGAGCGAGGAGACCCUCGAGGGCGUCACUGUCACAUUGCUCACCAGCGCAAGCGGUGACUUUAAGCACCUGGACCGGUGGGACCUGAACCAGGGCUACACGGUCGCCAAGCCAGCGACGUGGUCGCCAGUCGAGGACAAGGUCACCCUCGUUCCGUGGUUUGCGCGCGCGAACCGUGGUGGCGCCGGUCGUCUCCGUACCAGCUUUGCGCGUGCAGCAUGA